This is a messenger RNA of Peromyscus eremicus (cactus mouse), 7938 nucleotides long. RefSeq names its product collagen type IV alpha 3 chain (gene Col4a3). The record is from RefSeq and is a predicted model, not a curated record. The transcript is spliced from 52 exons. Lineage: Eukaryota; Metazoa; Chordata; Mammalia; Rodentia; Cricetidae. Gene Ontology annotation, molecular function: extracellular matrix structural constituent. Gene Ontology annotation, cellular component: collagen trimer. The coding region runs from base 160 to 5175 and encodes 1671 amino acids.
GGGUCGAGCCCUACAAAACUCGCCCCAGUGGGCCAGCAAGCAAGGCGAGCUUCACGGCAGGGCCUCCCCAAUCUGUUUCCCUCGGGGGACACGGAGGCCUGAAAGCCCGUGGGUCCGGUGGAUCCCUGGACACGCUAGGACUCAGGACCAACGCCCACCAUGCACGCAGAGACUGCUCCAAGGUUGCAGGCGCUCCUGCUGCCUAUCCUGCUACUGCUCCUGGCCACACCACCUGUGGUUAGCAAGGGCUGCAUCUGCAAAGGCAAGGGCCAGUGCUUCUGCAUGGGGACCAAAGGGGAAAAGGGGGUGAAAGGCUAUCCUGGGCCCCCUGGUUUUCCUGGCCAGAAAGGAUUUCCAGGUCCUGAAGGAUUGCCUGGACCACAGGGACCUAAGGGCUCUCUAGGACUUCCAGGACUCACUGGCCCCAAAGGCAUCAGGGGGAUAACUGGAUUACCAGGAUUUUCAGGUCCUCCUGGACUUCCAGGCAUCCCAGGCCGCCCUGGGCCUCAUGGGCUGGCUGGUUUACCAGGAUGCAAUGGUUCUAAGGGUGAACAAGGAUUCCCAGGCAUUCCAGGGACACCAGGCUAUUCAGGGCUCCCAGGUCCUCCUGGUUUGAAAGGACAAAAGGGUGAGCCCGCUCAAGGAGAAGACAGAGAAUUCAAUGGAAAAGGUGACCCUGGGCCUCCAGGGCCUCCAGGCUUCCAGGGUUUUCCAGGCCCCCCAGGUUUUCCAGGGCCUGCUGGUCCACCGGGUCCUCUGGGAGUUUUUGGUUUUCCAGGCGCUGUGGGACCCAGAGGACCAAAAGGUCAUAUGGGUGACAACGCCAUAGGAGAAAAAGGAGAAAGGGGUGUGAAAGGAUUAACAGGACCUCCUGGGCUGCAAGGAACAGUGAUUGUUACACUCAUUCGCCCCCCGUACAACAAAUCGGAUUUCCAGGGGGAGAAAGGAGACAAGGGAGAGAUGGGUGAACCUGGACGUCCUGGACCUCCGGGGCCACCUGGAGACUCCUACGGAUCAGAAAAGGGUGUGCCUGGAGAGCCUGGUCCAAGGGGAAAACCUGGAAAAGACGGUGCUCCUGGCUUUUCUGGCACUCAGGGAGCCAAGGGCAACAGGGGCCUUCCUGGGCUAAUGGGUGAAACUGGCAUUAAGGGAUGGAAAGGAGACAUUGGCCCUCCAGGAUUUCCUGGUCCAACAGAAUAUUAUGAUGCACACCUGGAAAAGGGAGACAAAGGAAUGCCAGGCCCACCUGGGCCCAAAGGUGCUCGUGGUCCACAGGGUCCUAGUGGUCCCCCUGGAGUUCCUGGAAGUCCUGGACUGUCAAGGCCUGGCCUCAGAGGACCCCCUGGAUGGCCAGGCCAGAAAGGAAGGAAAGGGGAAAGAGGACCCCCUGGAAAAGACACUAUGGGCCCUCCUGGACCCCUGGGCUGCCCUGGUUCCCCAGGUCCGCCAGGCCCACCAGGACCUCCCGGACGUCCAGGUGACGUUGUUUUUCACCCAGGUCCACCUGGUGACCACGGAGUGCCAGGCAAUAUAGGACCUCCAGGAGACCCAGGAGUUGAUGGGCCCAAAGGAGAGCCAGGCCUCCCGUGUACACAGUGCCCUUGCAUCCCAGGGCCCCCUGGUCCCCCCGGAUUGCCAGGAUUAGAUGGUGUCAAAGGAAUCCCAGGAGAACGAGGUGCACCUGGUAUGAAAGGAAACCCAGGGUCCCCUGGAAGCGCAGGUCUCCCAGGAUUUGCAGGAUUCCCAGGUGACCAAGGGCAUCCAGGACUGAAAGGAAGCAAAGGUGAAACACCUCUACCCUGGGGGCAAGUGGGUGACCCAGGCGAUCCUGGGCUCAGAGGUCAGCCAGGGAGAAAGGGCUUCGAUGGAACUCCUGGAAGACCAGGAGCAAAGGGAUCUCCAGGACCUAGGGGGGAACCGGCCCUGAGUGGAAGGAAAGGAGACCAGGGACCUCCAGGGGCUCCUGGAUCCCCAGGGCCCCCAGGACCUGCAGGACCAACUGGACCACCGGGCUAUGGACCUCAAGGAGAAACAGGUCCAAAGGGAACGCAAGGAGCUCCUGGAGCCCCGGGACCACCUGGAGAAGCCGGUCCUAAAGGAGAACCUAGUAUGUCAACACCAGUUCCAGGUCCCCCAGGACCUCCAGGGCCUCCUGGUCAGGCUGGCCGCCGAGGUCUGCCUGGUUUGCCUGGACCUGUGGGAAGAUGUGAUCCUGGUCUUCCCGGACCUGAUGGUGAACCAGGAAUCCCAGGAAUUGGAUUUCCUGGGCCUCCAGGACCUAAGGGAGAUCAAGGUUUCCCAGGAACAAAAGGAUCACCUGGUCAUCCUGGGGAAAGAGGAAAACCAGGCCGUCCUGGAGAGCCAGGCCACCCAGGAGCCAAGGGAGAACCAGGAGUAGGCACACCCGGGGAACCAGGAAAACCUGGCUUUCCAGGAGAAAGAGGCGAUUCCGGGGAAAAUGGAGACAUUGGACUCCCUGGAUUUCCAGGCCUCCCUGGAACUCCAGGAAAAGAUGGCCUUGAUGGGCCUCCAGGAGACCCAGGACAGCCUGGACCACCUGGAGCAAAAGGGCCCCCAGGGAGGUGUACCCAGGGACCCAGGGGUGCCCAAGGACUUCCAGGCUUAAAUGGAUUGAAAGGGCAACCAGGUAGAAGAGGUGAUUCGGGGCCAAAGGGAGACCCUGGCAUCCCAGGCUUGGACAGAUCAGGAGUCCCUGGAGAACCUGGGUUACCAGGAAUGCCAGGUCAUCCAGGUGAGAUGGGACCACCUGGCCAAAAAGGAUAUCCAGGAACUCCAGGAUUCCCAGGGCCACCAGGCGAGAAAGGAGAGCUUGGGAUGAUGGGCUAUCCUGGAAUUGCUGGCCCUCCAGGGCCUCCUGGGAAACCAGGUUCACAGGGGCAGAGAGGUAGCCCUGGAAUCCCAGGAAUAAAAGGCGAAAGAGGACGCCCGGGAGCCAAAGGUGAACGAGGAGAGAAGGGGAUUCCUGGGCCUUCCCAACUUCCAUACUUAAAAGGGGACAAAGGAGAAGCUGGGCUCAAAGGAUUUGUGGGAAAUCCUGGUGAAAAAGGAAACAGAGGCAUUCCAGGGUUACCAGGUCGGAAAGGCCUCGCGGGACUGCCUGGGCUACCAGGCCCUCCAGGCCCUAGAGGAGAUAUGGGGAGCAGUGGGAAUCCUGGAGGACCAGGACCAGUCGGCAUGCCAGGAAGCAUGGGGAACAUGGGUGUGCCAGGCCCUAAAGGGAAAAAAGGAACUUUGGGACUUCCAGGGCUACCUGGAAGACCAGGCCUUCCGGGGAUUCACGGUCCCCAAGGAGAUAAGGGGGAGCGAGGUCAUUCAGUAGGUGCAAGGCCAGGACCACGGGGACCAAAGGGCGAACCAGGAUUGCCAGGUGUCAAAGGAAAGAAAGGAGAGAGAGGCCCGCCUGGGCCACCUGGACAACCAGGGCCUGCUGGAUCUGACGGAGCCCCUGGGAGUCCUGGGAGUCCUGGUCACCCAGGGAAGCCGGGUCCUGAUGGUGAUUUGGGUCUUAAAGGAAAGAAAGGCUUCCCAGGCCCUCCAGGAAGCACUGGCCCUCCAGGCCCUCCAGGACUUCCAGGACCUCCUGGACCAAUGGGUAUGAGAGGUAACCAAGGACAUGAUGGAAUUCCUGGUCCUCCUGGAGAAAAGGGAGAAACAGGCUUACUGGGAGCCCAUCCAGGCCCAAAAGGAAGGCCUGGUGUUCCAGGUAUCAAAGGAGACAAGGGAGCUCCGGGCUUGCCUGGCCUUCCUGGCAGGAAGGGGUCCAUGGGAGAUGUUGGACCUCGAGGACCCCCAGGCAUGAGUGGGCUCCCAGGACCACCAGGUCUACCUGGGGCAAUUGUCCCUGGCCCAAAAGGAAACAGAGGUCUUCCUGGCCCAAGAGGAAGUCCAGGGAAGCCAGGGCCCCCUGGACCUCCAGGACUUAUCGUAAAAGGCAUAAAAGGUGACAAAGGAUUUAUGGGCCUACCUGGCCCCAAAGGUCUACCUGGAGCUGUAGGCGACAUGGGCCCACCAGGUCACCCGGGACCACCAGGUACCCCAGGUCUUCCAGGUCUCAGAGGUGAUCCGGGAUUCCCUGGAUUUCCGGGCAUAAAAGGAGAGAAGGGUAAUCAAGGAUUUCCUGGAUCAAUUGGACAUCCAGGACCAGUUGGGCCAAAAGGACCACCUGGUGCACGUGGAAAACCUGGCACACUUAAGAUCAUCUCCCUUCCAGGAAGCCCAGGGCCGCCUGGUCCACCUGGACAGCCAGGAAUGAAAGGAGAUCCUGGGCCACUGGGACCACCUGGAAACCCAGGGUCCUGUGGACCAAAAGGUAAACCAGGCAAGGAUGGAAAACCAGGAUCUCCAGGGCCAGCUGGUGAAAAGGGCAACCAAGGCUCUAAAGGCCAACAAGGACCACCUGGACUGAACGGAUUGCCAGGCUUAAAGGGAAAACCUGGAGACAGGGGAACACCUGCCUCUGGGACAAGAACGCAAGGGUUUGUCUUCACCCGACACAGUCAAACCACAGCCGCUCCUUCCUGUCCCGAAGGAACACAGGCACUCUACAGCGGGUUUUCUCUUCUUUUUGUACAAGGCAACGAACGUGCGCAUGGACAAGACCUUGGCACUCUGGGCAGCUGCCUGCAGCGAUUCACCACAAUGCCAUUCUUAUUCUGUAACAUCAAUAAUGUGUGUAAUUUUGCAUCACGGAAUGAUUAUUCAUACUGGCUGUCAACACCAGCGCUGAUGCCAAUGGACAUGGCUCCAGUUACUGGCAGAGCUCUCGAACCCUAUAUUAGCAGAUGUACCGUGUGUGAAGGUCCUGCGAUGGCCAUAUCUGUUCACAGCCAGACUACUGCUAUCCCUCCAUGUCCCCGUGGCUGGGUUUCUCUCUGGAAAGGUUUUUCCUUCGUUAUGUUCACAAGCGCAGGCUCUGAGGGUGCUGGGCAAGCACUGGCAUCACCCGGCUCCUGCCUGGAGGAAUUCCGAGCCAGUCCGUUUAUAGAAUGCCAUGGACGGGGAACCUGUAAUUACUACUCCAACUCCUAUAGUUUCUGGCUGGCUUCAUUAAACCCAGAAAGAAUGUUCAGAAAACCUAUUCCAUCAACUGUGAAAGCUGGAGAUUUAGAAAAAGUCAUAAGCCGCUGCCAGGUGUGCAUGAAGAAAAGACACUGAAGAAAUCAAAGAAAAUAGAACCACUUUGUUUCCUUCCUAAAUAACCAAGUCGUGACUCAGUACAAGCAUUUCUUUAGGUCUUUUUUUCUCUAACCUUACAGUGUUGUUCGAUGAAGAUUUGGUAGUGCCAAGUUUCACCACACCAGAAAGCAUUUCACUCAAGUCAGUCUGUGCUGUGGGUCUCUAAAUCUGUGUGGUUUCAAAGUUCCCUGUGGGAAGGCAACAGCUUUCCACAAAACAUCACUGAAAUCGCAUUCCGCUUGCACCCAAAGCGCUGACUAAAUGAUGCCUGUGUGGAACUUGAACUACAAGCUAAGAGAGAUUUGGUCCAGUGAUGUACAACGUGUUCCUUGUCUCCCACUCUUGACCUAAGGCGUUUGGUUUCUUUCCACCUCCUUCCUGAGCCCUUAGACUUCAGCUAGAGAAGGAGAUGGGGGCACAUGAUGACAAGACCUGGAUAGUCAGACCUGUUGAGUGAGUGGUACAGGGCCCAAGAACACAGGAUUAAUGAGGCUCAAGAUAUUUCAGGACUCAUUUAAAUAUGCCCAAAGCUAGGACCAAAGGAAACCUCCUCAAGGGAAUCAUAACAGGCUUGGAUAUAAAGUAUUGUUUUAUUUUCUGUUUUGUUGAUGAUGUCUAUGUGCUUGUUCACUGAGCUGAUUUUACUAUGUCAAUAGAUUGCAAGAGGGUAAAACGUUUACUCUUAGGAGAUUAAUUUUUACUAGGAUGUUAUACACAUACAUGGAAACAUUUCUCUUCAUUGUUUUUCAAUGUACUCACAAGUAACAAGGACACUACUUACUAGGUGUGCACUUUAUCCCCAUUCCUAUAAAUACCAACCUUAAAGAAUUUCACCAGUAGUUCAAUAACCCAGGAAAGAAUGAGAGGCACUCGCGGUUUUUCAGACUCCAAACAUUUUUCUUUGAUCGAAAUAGUUUAUAACAUGGUUUUACAGAUUUGUUCCUUUGUUACUUUUCUAACUUUUCUUUGGAAAACAUCACACACACACACACACACACACACACACACACACACACACACACGUUUUUAUGUUAUAUAUUCUCACCAACCAUGUGGAGAAAGACCACUGGGUGAAAACCUUACUGUACACAGCUGCUAUAUGUCUUAAAACUUGCUUUUAAGUAUAUUGAUACAUUCCCAAGUUUACCUAAUUCAGGCUAACAAGUAUUUUCUUUAGUACCAAGCUAUGUCCAAUAUACUGUGCUGGGGGUGAGGGUGGGAGGUAGUGAGAGAGCCUUGCUUCUGAUCUAAUCUCAGAGAAGGCAACAUAUUCCUUGUGUAAAGACUCUCACACAUGCAAGACCUCCCCUACACACACACACACACACACACACACACACACACACACACACAGCCACAUACUAAUGUAUGCAAGACUUUAAAAAUUUUAAAAAAUAAGAUCUAUGCCCAGGCAAAGUUCAUAACUUUUAAAGCCAAAAUUUGAAAAAUAUUAAGAAAACAGAAAUUUUUUUACAAAUCCAAUAGCUGUGGCACUACUUGAUGACUCUUAGAGGACAGGCAUUAUGAGGCAACGCUUACAUUUCUUGAUCCACUGAGGUGGAAUUGAUGGUGCUGAUAUUUCCGUUCAGGCUGGUGCUGUAUCUCAACUACUCUGUAUUGGAAAAUGUGACCCAAGAAUACAGACAAGGGUUGACAUUCCUCGCCACUCCCAUGACUGCUGCCAGGACAUUUUUAUACCUGAACUAAGACAUGCAACAUCUCAGUAGUAGUAGCAGCAGCAGCAGCAGCAGCAGCAGCAGCAGCAGCAGCCAGGUGCUUGUUAUAAAUGCCAUAAUAUGCCAAUUCCAUAAUAUUCUAAACCUGCAAAAUUAGAAACUGUAGUUGGAAACCAGAACUCUGUGUUUCGUUUUGAUGCGAGCUCAGGCCGGCCCCCCAAAUCACCACAAUUUUUCUGUCUGCAUUUUGUUUUAGAAGUUUUCCCCCUGACUCUGGUGCACGCUACUCUCCAGGCAAACACCCAAGAAACUGGCCACAGUCCUUUCACCAUUGCCUCUUUUAAAAAUUCCCAGGUGACUUUCAGGGUAAUCUGUUUGACCACCAGACUGGUGCUGAUGUCCAAUGGCUGCCCUUCAUUUGCCCCCUAGGCCUUUUGUUUUCCCCCUCUUGUGCUCUUACCAGUAUUUAACUUCUGGGGAAAGACUGGUGAUACUGAACACUUAAAUCCCAAUGAAUCCAUUAUCAACAGUUACUCAGUCACACUUCCAAGUGUGAGCAUUAAAAUACAGCCCAUGCAUAUUACUUCCCGGAUGUUUACAAAUACAUUAUAAAGUUAUAACUGAACUUCAUAUGUGGCUGGAGAAAAGGCUCUGUGAUUAAGGAUGCUGGCUGCUUUGCUGAGGACCAGAGUACACUUCCCAACACCCAGGUCACGUAGCUUACGUCGUAGCUGCCUGUAACUCCAGCUCAGAGAUCCAACCGGCCUCCAGAGACACCCACACCUAGGUAGCAUUCACUCGCACAGACACAGCCACAUAAAUAAAAAUAAAUAAGCAAUGUUUAACUUGAUUAACAAAAUGUUUGUUUUAAAAUUGGUGCUUCAACUUCGGAAUUUCAGUGUGCUAAACCAACCAACUUGUCAACUGCUUGUUUUUGCAAGCUAAACAUUAUUUAUUUAUAAAAGUAUUAAAAAUGUUUAAAUUUGAGUUUUAUUGCUAAUUUUUACAAAGUUUUCUAUAUUUCAAAUGUAACUUACUACCACUACACUUAAUUUAACAUUUUCUC